Molecule: messenger RNA, 1281 nt
Organism: Penicillium roqueforti
Lineage: Eukaryota; Fungi; Ascomycota; Eurotiomycetes; Eurotiales; Aspergillaceae
Product: Zn(II)2Cys6 transcription factor domain-containing protein
Exons: 2
Coding region: 1-1281 (426 amino acids)
Biological process (GO): regulation of DNA-templated transcription
Cellular component (GO): nucleus
Molecular function (GO): zinc ion binding; transcription cis-regulatory region binding; DNA-binding transcription factor activity, RNA polymerase II-specific
Source: RefSeq, a predicted model, not a curated record
AUGCUUGCAGAGUCCAAUGGCAGCCCAUAUGCCGGCGGAGAUACACCUAAGCUCCGAACCGCGUGUGAAAACUGCAGGCAAUCCAAGGUGAAAUGCAACCUGUCUGGCAAGAGUGUCUGUACUCGGUGCCUGCGUCACGGCCUACAGUGCCAAUAUGGAUUUGCAAAUCGAUCCGGUAAACCAAAGGGUAGCAAGAACAGAGCCACCCUCCGCAAGCUAGGCCAGUUGCAAGAAGAGAAGUCCGCGAUGCGCAGCUUUCGAGGUAGUCGGCUCGUUGCCCCUAUGGCCGACAUGGAACCGCCAGUCGGGAAUAGCUAUGGCAGUCAUAUUCCCGACCCAGCAAUCGACAACGACGUCUGUUUGAUAUCAAACCAGCCAGGCUUCUGGGAAAGUCCCCGAAGCUUCGGCAACACAGCAACUCUAGAGUCAUCCAUCUGUCCCGGACAGUUGACGACAGUGGAGAGCUCUCCAUUCACAGAUCUUGUGGAUCCAUGUCCUGCUCUCCCAGCCGGCCUGGGAUAUCCACAUACGCCCGUGACGCCGACAUUUCUGUCCGGGGACCUGGCUGACAGCAUGGCCAGUCCGUCUCUAGCCGGCUCCGUGGCUUCGCCGUAUCCGAUCUCGCCAUGCGAGUGUGUGGACAUGCAGCUAUUCCACAUGGACCGGCUGAACCACCUACUCGCUGGAUCCAUGCCCCUGCGGCUGGACCACAGUCUGCAGACAAUCAAAUGCACAUUCUGCGCCUGUCAGAUGUUCCUGCAGUGUACUAAAUGCGCGAAAGACAGCACGAACCUGCUGCUCAGUAUUUCAGUGCUCAAUCUCACGCUCCAGCUCUUUGAGUACUGGGUUUCGCGGGAGACGUCUCGCGCACCGCGGCCAGAACAUGGCGUCGAUAUUCGCUACGGAUACUAUGAGAUCUGCCACGAGGAAAACAGACAGAUACGCAACUUCCUGCUCCGGGGUCUGUUGUUGCAGUGCCGGGAUGUAUUGCUGGCCCUGAAAAGCACUGCUAAUGCUGCCGACGUUCUGAUCUCCAAGUUGGACCAUGAAAGUUCAUCGGAAUCAAAGCUAUUAGAUGAGCACAUCGGUCACUGGUCUCCUGCGGAGCAUAUCGGCUUAUUUCCCGACUUGGAUAUUGAUAUUCCGAGCACACCCAGAAGUGAAGGGCUGCUUUCCAUUAUUGCAGGCUACGAAGCUACGGUGUCGGCAUUCUUACAGUCGACUUCAUGGGGAGAGUGUAUCUGUGGAUCUGGGCGAGUGAUGCAUGAUGAGUCUCUCUGA